Messenger RNA from Spirodela intermedia, 4007 nucleotides. Lineage: Eukaryota; Viridiplantae; Streptophyta; Magnoliopsida; Alismatales; Araceae. The record is from the annotation of a GenBank genome assembly.
AUGGCGUCGUCGGAGGUGGCUGAGGGCGGCGGAGGAGGAGGCCAUGGUGGCUUCUCGGAGGGCGGCGAAUCAGAUUCGCUCUUCGAGGGGAUGGUCCUCAUUGACGCCUCCGAUCUCCUCCCGGCUUCUUCAUCCCCUCCCCGUUCUCCUCUUCCUCUGCUGGCUACGCCGCCACCAUCGAGCCCCCAAGCGGAGGGGACGGGAGUGGCGCCUCCAGAGGCGUCCUCUUCGGCUUCUAUAUCCUCGUCCCUUCCUCUAGACGAAGACCUGUUCUCCGACCUCACAAUCCUAUCUCCAUCGACGCCGGCUCAGCAACCCUCUCUCUCAUUGCCACCAUCGGAUCCGCCGGCGAGGUAUCUGCAGGCCACGCCGGCUGAUCUUUCUCCGAGACCUUCGGGGGCUUCCCCUACGCCGGAGACACCGCCCCUACUCGUGCCUUCCCGGCAGAUUACCCGCAAGAAGAAGAAGGCCAUUAGGAUCGGGUACGCACGGGAUGCAGCGGCCGGAUGGCCGGGAUCCGCCGGCGCGAACCCUGCGGUGGACGAUCAAGUCUCUGAGCUAUCGGUCCGCACAAUCCGCGAAUCCUAUUCUUUCUCUACACCUCAGUUGGAGUCCACAUCCGUCCUGGUUCCUCAGCCUCAGUCCAGCACAUCCCCCACUACAAUUGAAGCGCGAUCUGACGUCCUUGUCGACCGAAAUUCACACCCGCCCGAGGAUUCUCAUGAUGACGAGAGUGGGGUUCUAGAAAAAAUCCAGGAGGGCCAUCCUCCAUCUGAAGCAGCAGGUAAAGAUGAAGAAGAGGAACACAAGCCCACUGAACCUCCACCUGAGCAAGAUGAUAGUGAAGAAGAUCCCGUUGCUUCCAUGGAGAGGAAGCUAGAUAAGGUGAAAGCGCGGAUAUCCGGGAAGCUCAGUGUGAUUAAGGAAACAAUAGCCUCUUUGUCGGAAGAGAGGAAGGUGUUGAGGAGGAAUCGGAGGAGCGCGGCGGAUAGCGUGAAUGCAGUAUCCCUUAAGUACAAGGAGCUGGAGCGCGAGCUCGAGGAAGCAUGCGAGGUGGAGGAUUUUGAGAGGGCGGAAAGGGUUAGCGAGAGUCUUGCAGCGGCAGAGAAGGAGAAGGAUGAUCAGCUGAGAUUGCUCAGAAGAGCUGAAGAGGAUUGUGAUGUGGUAGAUUUGAAAAUGCAGGAGGCCCUGGAAAUGCAGAUAUCUACUGAAGAGGAGAGCGUCGCUCUCCUGGAGCACUUCUCAGAGGUAUGUGUCGCUACUUCAGUGGUGUAGAUCGUGACCGAUGCUUUCCUGCUUCAAUUCUGAAGUAUUUCAUCCGCAAAUAGCCCUUUUUUAACCAAUUAAUUAGUGUUAUAUUCCAUUUUCAUGCAUAAAUUCCUUAUGCACGAGGACAUCUUCAUGUUCGGAUCCAUGGAUAUUGAAACUUCUUACUUUAAACAAAUGACCUCCAUCAAAUUUACUUUAUUUAGUUUUAACUUAAUCUUGUAUUGAUCGAGCAAUCUAGUCGUUCUCUAACAGGACGAUACUUUUUCCUAGAUUCAGAUUGUCAGAGGCAGCCCAUCUGAGAUAAGUGGUUUUAAUCUCUUUAAGUUGGAACCGAUGACUAAUUUUUUGCCGGUUAAUACUCAAAAUUUUCUGAACUGCCUGCCAGGUUCACCUCAGAAAUCAUCCCUGCAAUCUUUCUUUAUUCUUUUGCGGAGAAUAGGGUCAUAUGCUCCUCACAUAACUGUUUCUAGGUGAAUCUACGGAUGGAAAGUGGGAAUGGAAUUUCGAAAUAAACUCGGUUGCACAUGGUGAGAUGUAUGUUGUUCUGGAUUUCAGUCAAUAGCUACUUGGCAUAAAUUCAAGAUUUCCUGUCGAAUUAGUCCUUGUUAAUAACCAAGAGAUGGGAAAUAUGUCUUAAUUCACCUUUGGCAAGUCAAAAAAUGGCAGUGAAAUUUCGCCUUUCAUCCAUGCAAAUGUCAUAAUCUUUCUUUAUCCUCGACCCAUCAUACCCCCGCUCUCCCAAAGUCUACUUUUAAUAGGGACAGCAUGACUUCCAAUACUUGCUCUAAUGCCCUAAUUCCGACCCUAAGUUCGAUUUGAUAAAAAGGCAGGUUUGUUUCAUGAGUUGGUUGUUCUUCUCUGCAAAUAUGUCUUAGAUUGCUUUUGGGUCGGGUUGGUUCUAUCUCACUUCUCUAUUCCAUGGGUAAGUGUAGAUUCAGGCAUCUUGCUUCGUAUCCAUAUAGAACUAUAAGCUGAUUGAGACAAGGGUAAACCUUGUCGCAUGGGGUCCUGUUUUGAUUAAUGGAGAUGGCUGAGUUUUAUAUAGAAGAAUAUAUCCUGUGUGUACUGGACCAAUUUUCUUCUCUAGUCAUAUACUUAUGUUUGCAUUCGGAAUAAAUGAAAGGAUAUUUGGAAACCCUGCUGAAUCGCACUUUAUAUUUAUGAAGUCGGUGUCUUAGCUGGUCUUUAUAAAUUCCACUGUGAUGAAACAGUGGAAUUUAUCAGUCUUGUUUUCUCUGUUUGAUGCAAAUUUCUAUGAUGUCCUUUCAGAAUGCUGUUGAUAGUGCAGAGAAAAUCACGAAGAAUGCCUCAGAAAUCUGUUCAAAAGAAAUGGAAGAAUGGCAGCUGUCAAUUGAAACAUUAGAAGCUAGAAAGUUAGAAAUGGAGAUUGAAUCACAUGUUGUGGACGAAGCGCGUUCAGGGCUGGUAAACUCCAUCGACCAGUUGACUGAUGGUGACCAGAAAGGAAAGGAAAUGUUGAACAACAAGGGGGCCGUACUGGCUAGAGAAUUAGAGGAGUUACAAGCAUUAGUCCGACAGAAAGAAGCCCAGAUUGCCGAAAAUAAUGCGCAGAUACUACAAGUUGAAGAAAGAAUUUCUAAGGUGGUCUUAGAAUUCCAAGAAUCACAGUCAACUAUCAUUGCAAAGCGCAGAUAUUUGGAGCUCGCGCUCUCUGAAAUUGAAUCCGAAGAAGAUGAUUUGUCCAAGAAGAAGAAGGAAAUAGAUGAAUCUCUUGGCCUAGCCGAGCAGAAGAGCUUGAGACUCAAAGAGCUCGCCCACGUCUCCGUUGAGGAAGCAAAGACCUGUCGAGAUUUGGUUGCCCUGAGGAAGAGCAUGUCAUCCUAUGUUCUAAAGUCCAGGGAGGACAAGACAAGGCUUGCGAACACUGAGGAGCAAAAAUCAGAGGAAGUCCACAUGCUUCGGCAACAAAUCUCAACUGCGAGGUCUUCUCUUCAGGUUGUUAUAAUAAUUUUUUUCAAUAAAAGCAUGAAGGAAUAUUUUUAAAAUUUUCCUCUAGUGGAGUCAAUAAAUAGUUUAUGUUUAAGAUUCUAAUUGACGCAACAUGAUGUCAAAAUUCUCUCUUCCAUCCUGCAAUCUUCUUCAAUCCUUUCUGCCACUGCUGAAGACUCUCCGGCGUUCUGGGCUUGCAGGAACUCUCUUCAACCAGGGCGAGUAUCCAAGAAGAAACCACUCUGUUGAGUCAGAGGAUUGGCUUCAUAGACAAGAGAAUUCCCGAGCUGGAGGCAGAAAAGAAGGUCGCCGCUGCUGCCAGGAAUUUCAAGGAAGCUGGCCGAGUAGCUGCCGAGGCCAAGGCCCUGAGCUUAGAGAAGGAAAGUGCCCAACUUGAAAUGGACAAGGGCUACAAGGAACUGGAGAGGGUGGAGGAGGAAAUCAGAAACAUCGUCACAAAGAUAGAGGAGAGUGAAGAGCUCGUCUCGUUCAAAGAGAAGGAGGUGGCACUCGCGGGGUGGGAGAGGCUCCACCUAGUUGCUGCCACUGCCAGGGCAGAGCAGUCGGCCGCCCUGGAGUCAGGUGACUCUGAGGAAGCAAGUAUACUGCUUGCAGAGGCUGAGGCGGCCGAGUCAAAGGCAAGGGAACUCCAGGGAAGAUAUGGAUUCGAGCUAGAAUCACUUAAAGGCGCGCCCAGAAGCCUGCUGUCCAUACCCAUGAUCACCAAUCUCUCAGGAGCAGAGGCAUCAUCGGUGAAGAACGACUGUGCAGAGGAGGGUAUGGAAUGA